AUGGCAGCACUGGUGAUACUUCAAGAGCUUCUGAGUUAUCUGGGUUACAGCGUACUUCUCGUGCCUGUGCCUUUCUUUGCGCUGCUGCAUGCAUCUCUCACGGGCGGCACGGUUCGAAGCUUGCUGCAAAGUCUGGUGGCCUCAUGGCGCCGAGAAAACCGGGCCAGAGCCGAGGUGAAACUGUCUCAGCGGCAACUGGAUCAGAAACUCCGCUUCGACGAAGAAGUCCUACGCACCAGAGUGCGAAUGCUCACAAUGUUCAACAAACUGAGGAUCCACUUCUCCUUCGCAGUCUCUUUGGCCACCUUUUGGAAACUCAUCAACAGUCCGUCGCUGAUGUCGUUCUUCCAAUUUAUGGGGCCCAUUCUGGGCUAUUGCCUGGAUGCUUCCUUCCACUCAGGUUUGGUGAAGAUCAAGACCAAUGAGCAGUUUCGGCUGUUGGAAGUUGUUGGGCUUUCCAUUCAGGUCAUCUUUGCCCUUUCGAUCGGGAUGGAGACUGACUUCAAAACUUUCUGCGUCUCUGAAAAGAUCAGUGGCGUGCUUUUCUUUUUCAUGUCAGUGACCAUCAUCGACCGCAAGGUGACCCUUCCGCUCUACAUCUUCGAAGCUAUAGUGCACAUUGCCAGAUCGUGGCAGCUUAUUGGCUUCGAUCAUUUGACGCCUCAAAUCGUUUACUCCUCCCUGGCCUCGCACAUCAUCUUUGCCGCCACACUGGCAUUUAUUGACCAGCUCAUAAUGAGCAAUAUUGCGGCCAAGCUGGAUUCAGGCGAUGCUUCCUCUCUGAUGCGCGGCUUUCGUCAGGUCUUGCGGGGAGUCUGCGACGGAGAUCUCGUUCUGGAUAGCCGAGACUGGAGCAUUGUGGAGGAUGCCAGUUGUUUAGAGCGCUUGCUGAAGUGUAAUAAGGCUUUGAGUGAAACGAAUUUCCUCGACCUCUUUCUGGAUGUCGAGAGCCGAGAGAAUUUUGUGCGCUUCUUGAGUCCCUGGGUGAUGAAUUGCCGUAGCGAUGUUGCGGAAUCCUCUGGGGAAGGUGACGACGACUCCAGCUGCUCCACCCCAUCGCGGCUCGGGACGACCAGAUCUGUUCCACGUGGUCUGAGGGUGUCGUUGCAGGGCGCCACAGGUCCGGUGUCCUUGGAUCUCUUCUGUACCCGGUUACCAGGGCAAGGACCAGCUGGCAGUGACCAGUGUCUGCUGGCCCUGAAAGAGGACCCCGAGCAGGUCCUUGCCGCCGUCCCGGUCUCCGCGGAUGCUUCGCCACCACUGGGCCCACACCACACGCUGGGGGAUCGGCUGCCACCGCAGUCACUGGCGGGAAGGUCCAGGAGUAGCAUUUCGGAAGUGGUGGAAGCAUAUGACGAGUUGGUGGAAGUGGCCUUGCUGGUGAGCAACGCAACAGGGUUGCUGGACAUUGAGGAGGCUCACCUCUCCUUCCAGCGCCAGUCCAAUGCACCGCGGAUUGAAACGGGCAUGCCCACCCUUCGGCGCUUCAUCCGGCCAUCCGACUGGGACCGUGUGGAAGGUGCACGGGUCCCGGAGAAGAUCUGGGGGAUGUUCAACUUUGUCACCGACCUGCCGGCGACGGAGGAGCGGCAGCGCUGUUACUUCCGGCGGCCCAUGCUCUUCCGCUUGCCCGGGGAGUCAAGGAGUUACCUCUGCUCCAGGCAGACCUCUGUCUGCCGGGCAGAUCGAUAUGUGGUGCCAGGGGCUCCGGUGCAUUAUUGGAUGCAUCUCACGGCAUUUGAUAACAGCCAAGUUCAACGUGCUCACGCUGCGUCCGUCUUCGCACUCAACGCCGGAGCGGUGUCCUUUGGUCAGAUUGUCAAGGCAGCUGAGCCAGCCUUUGCAGCUCUGUUGGGCGUGAUGUUCUACGGUCAGAAGGUUAGUCUGGGCAAGUGGCUUUGCCUCAUCCCAGUGAUUGGUGGCGUUGUCUUGGCGUCCUUAGGUGAGAUGAACUUCGCCUGGGCAGCGCUGCUCACGGCAGCCAUGGCAAACGUCUUCGCAGCCAUCAAGGGCAACGAGAACAAGAAACUCAUGCAGACUGAAGGUCUCAAGGACCGGAUGGGUGGUGUGGGCAACCAGUUCGCCAUCACGAUGUUGAACUCAUUUGGAUUCUGCCUCAUCAUCAUGCUGCUGACAGAGGGCUCCCGAUUUGGAGCGUUCAUGAAGGUGGCCUCCACGACUCCGGCAGUGGUCAUGAACCUCGUCAUGUCCGGCCUGUGGUUCUAUGCCUACAACGAGCUUGCAACGUUUACCAUUAAGAAGACCAAUGCGGUGACGUCCUCCGUGGCAAACACAGCAAAACGUGUGAUUGUCAUCGUGGGCGUGGCCAUUGUGAUGCACGAGAGCUUGUCACCUUUGAAGCUGGCUGGCUGUGCCAUUGGCAUUGGUGGCGUGUUCCUGUACUCUGUCAUUGACGAUAUCCUGAAGAAGAAGUGA
This is a messenger RNA of Cladocopium goreaui, 2436 nucleotides long. Lineage: Eukaryota; Dinophyceae; Suessiales; Symbiodiniaceae. The record is from the annotation of a GenBank genome assembly.